GAUGCAUGGCAUCCACACUGUGAUCUGUUGAAGGCCCUCCCUAUGGAUUGAGCCUUCCCGGGUUUUGCAACCCAAGAGCUACAACUUACGUAACCUUCCCCCUUGUUUCAGAAAGGCGUCGAUUCCCUUUGGUGAAGGACAGUCGAUUCUUCUUUCACCUUUCACACUAUCUCAUCAUCGUUGACAUCAACCAUGGAGGCUAUCAGGGUUCAGCCAGGAGAGACUGUCACGCAGCUGAGAAGGGAAAACCAUGAUGCUGAGGAAGAUCCCACACUGUCCGCUCCGCCUCGGCCAUUUCCUGUUGACGAAUUGGCUCAGCACAGACCUCGAAGCCGAGUUCAAGACACAGCAGCGAGCAUCCAAGCAGUUCAAGCCAGUAUGAUUCGGUAUUUGGAAUCGUUCAUUGCGGAUGAUUUUGUUGUUCGCCUUCCAGACAAGGACCUCGUUCGGGUCCUGACAGAGCUCCUUGAAGCAACUUACGAGCUCGAAUCCACACAGUCUUUUGCGUCUUCAUCAGCCCAGCUAGACCCAUCAUCCCUUCCUCCUGGUCAGGUUCUGGAACAUCUCUCACACCAGCUCUCAUCACUGUACAUCUCCACCCUGUCCCGACCGCCGCCCACUUUCAACCAGUCAAUCGAACCUCGAGAUCUCCAUCCUGCGAUACAUUUUGUGCACGAGGAGCUGGUCUGGAGCCGUGUGGAGUCGCUCACUCAUGCGGCUCUAAGCAUGAUCAGAUCCGGCUCGCAGGAGAAUGACUCGCCGGAAGGGGAAGCAGAGAUUGCCACGCCUGUGGAGCAUGCUGUAGACCCUCCGCAUUACACUUUGGAUCAGCCGGAAGAGUCGUUACCGCAUUACGCUCCUGACGAUUACGACGAAGCGACUGAUGACAAGUCCGAAAGCCCGCACUCGAUGAGUGAUGCCGCGGACGAAAAGAUGCACCAGGAUCUUAUGAAUGUCUACGAUGCCAUCGAUCGAUUACACACUGUAGCUCCAGGAUAUCACGAUCAGCGCUCAGAGCUCCGACCGGGUCUGUCGCAAGCGGACAGGAGACAAGCCGAGAUACGAAGGGAGCGCGAGAAGAUGAGGGAGCUGGAAAAGAUAUGGAAUCUCAUCGAGCGGACACACAAAGGAAGACAGACGGACAAGCAGAGGGCGGAAAUUUGGGGUGGCUUGGACGGACAAGCCUCAGCACAGGCGACUGCCUCGGGCAGAUUUUCCGGAACGCGAAGCAUCAACCGAGACCUAGCUCUUGCCGAGGAUCUACGGAGAGUGAGUCAUCGUGCAGUCUCCUCCCUAAUCUCGCAGCGUGAUGCCGAGGUCAAACGUUUGCUGGUCCCCGAGCUCUCAGCUCAUGAAGCUGCAAAGCAUGCUCAGCGACAGGCCUUCAUAGCGGAUAUUCUGUCGCGCUCGAAGGCAGGCCGAUUGGUCGAUCAAGAGUAUCCAACGAGUUUCGAGGAUACGAUGAAAGACAAGCGCAAACAGUUCGUCGAAACGCUUGUCGACUUCUCCUCUUCGCGCCGGUACGGUGACCAGGACUCUCUGCCGCCCACGCCAAAGACUGCCUCAGGCAUUGACAACACCUCGGAAAUCGUCACGGUCGGGGAUUUCCUGCGCUCGAGUUCGGGUCCGAAGACGCUCGGUCGGAGCCGAUCACAAUCUCUCCCUAUUGACGAUGCUGAGACCGAAAGGCCAAAAACGACUAUGAAGCAGAAGUUAUCAGGGAUGAUCAGGCGUAGUAGUGCGGCUUUGCAUCUUCAAUCGAAAAUUGAUCAAGGUGACGCGCUAUCAUACUUGGCAGAAUAUCAAGAGAAUCUCCACACCAUACAGUUGAUGGUCCAUGGGCCGGGCCUCUUGCUCAAAGAGCAAUAUGUGCUAGAAACGUCAUCUUCUGGUCCCAGCCGAAGCGCGAACCUUAACUGCCAGGCCGUCCCCUUCAAGCUGCCCAUCCAGAUGCCUUGCCAUGUGCCAGGCAGCCAGUCUGUACCCAUGACACUGUCAGAUCUUCACCUAGAGUCAAAGCUCAGGGCCUGUCCCUCUGUUGACGGCUCGCUCGAUUCUACACUACGACACCCGUUCAUGUCAUCGGAGCUCCGGAGCAUUUCACCUAGCGGUCUAUGCUGCGCGACUUGCAGUCGUCAGCUCGCGCAUCUCACCAGCGUCCUCGAUGCCGAAGCGAGAUCCACAGGGGCCGGCUUUAAGAAUCUGCCCUCGGAGCAUUGGGCUGAGAUGAUGGAGGUCUGGAUGUGCCAUCCGGAUCCCGCAUUUACCUCUCGCGUGGCGCAAAGGAAUAGAACUGGAUUUUGGCCAGCAGACGAUCAGGUCCUGAUCGGGAACAACUACCUGCUUAUUCAUCCGGAUGAUCUAGUCAUUUACAACUGCAAGAAUGGCAACCUCGAUCAGACCGGACGGUGGGCCAGUCUGACUUGUAUCUGCGGCCAAACGCUAGGCAAGCAAUACGAAGUACCAGGAGAGAUCGGUCAUGGCACCGUCAAGUUUUACAAGUGGUCCGUCGGUCUCAUUGCCACCGGUCUAGACACAUCUCCUGAACAGCCUUGCUUCUCGACGUACGUAGUAUCCGAUAUGCUCGAGUUGGCUCAGGCGCAUGCGACCUACCGCUUCAACGUCCUUGAUGAGGAGACUGGGACGCACCGACUCUGGCUUUGGCUCUUCACUCCCUCGUUGCGGGUGGCAUACCGCACAUGUUCAUCUGCUCUGCCCACACCUAACGUCCCCACGGGGUCGACUCGAAAAUCUGCCUCUACCGACAAAUCGCGCGAGUCAGCUGGGAUCCGUGCCUCCAAGAUCAUGUACCAGAUCCCAGAUGAUGUCACGAGCGAAUGUGCUAUGUUCGGAGAACAUUCCCAAGUCGAAGAACUGCGCUAUCCGCGCGAGAUCUGCGAAAGACUGGCAGAAACGCUGCUGUGCAGCACUUUGGCGUAUCCUGUCGCCAAACGAAAGAUGGGCAGCUUUUCCGUUGGCUUUCUCGAAAGAGUUUAGUAAAAUCUUGUCAAAAAAGCCUGUACAGCUUGUAUCACCCCUGUUGUAGAUCAUCAUAAUCA
This is a messenger RNA of Kockovaella imperatae, 3059 nucleotides long. Its product is annotated as HECT-like ubiquitin-conjugating enzyme-binding-domain-containing protein. The transcript has 8 exons. The coding region runs from base 193 to 2997 and encodes 934 amino acids. Lineage: Eukaryota; Fungi; Basidiomycota; Tremellomycetes; Tremellales; Cuniculitremaceae. The record is from RefSeq and is a predicted model, not a curated record. Gene Ontology annotation, molecular function: ubiquitin protein ligase activity; cyclin binding; ubiquitin conjugating enzyme binding. Gene Ontology annotation, cellular component: cytosol; ubiquitin ligase complex; nucleus. Gene Ontology annotation, biological process: protein monoubiquitination; protein autoubiquitination; proteasome-mediated ubiquitin-dependent protein catabolic process.